AUGGCGGCUAAAUCGGACGGGGUCCUGAAGAUGAAGAAGAGUGACGUGGCCUUCACCCCCUUGCAGAACUCCGAGCACUCCGGCUCGGUGCAGGGGCUCCACCCGGGCGGCCAGCUCGACUCUGCGUGCACCGGGGACAGGGACUUCGCCAACGGGGAGUCGCGGUGCUGCGGUGGGGGAGGCACCAACUCGACGUGCCUUCGCCUGGGCAGGGAGCAGCAGAAAUACACAGUGUGGGACUGCCUGUGGAUCGUAGCCGCAGUAGCCGUGUAUCUGGCCGAUGUGGGCACCGACGUGUGGUUGUCGGUCGACUACUACCUCCGCCGCGAUUACUGGUGGUUCGGCCUGACGCUCUUCUUCGUGGUUCUGGGCUCCUUCUCAGUGCAGCUCUUUAGCUUCAGAUGGUUCGUUCACGACUUCAGCACCGAGGACGGCGCAGAAUCCGCCGCCGAUUUCUCACACAUGGAUGGGAAUAAGCUGCUGAGCGGGUCGGCCUCACACGGCGACGUUACUGCUCAACAUCACCCGGCCACGCCACAGAGACAGGCGUCGACCGCUAGCAAGAACACCACGACCAACAGCACUGCGAGCACCGCGGUGGGCAGCAGGAGUAGGAAACGAUCGGCCUACUACUCCUUUUGCGUCUGGUUUGGCCAGUCCGUCAUCCAUAUCCUCCAGCUGGGCCAGAUAUGGAGGUAUUUCCAUACCAUCUAUCUGGGUGUUCGGAGUCGUCAGAGUGCUGAGACAGAGCGUUGGCGUUACUACUGGAGGAUGGUCUAUGAGUUUGCAGAUGUGAGCAUGCUGCAUCUGCUGGCCACCUUUCUGGAGAGUGCUCCACAACUGGUGCUGCAGCUGUGCAUCAUCAUACAGACACACAAGCUCCAGGCUGUGCAAGGUAUGACAGCAGCAGCCUCCCUUGUCUCUCUGGCUUGGGCCCUGGCCUCCUACCAGAAGGCCCUGCGAGAGUCUCGGGAUGACAAGAAGUCAAUCAGCUACCUGGCUGUCAUCAUCCAGUUCUGCUGGCACUUCUUCACAAUUGCAGCGAGGGUCAUCACUUUUGCACUGUUUGCCUCUGUGUUUCAACUCUACUUUGGCAUUUUCAUCGUCCUGCACUGGUGCAUCAUGACCUUCUGGAUUGUCCACUGUGAGACAGACUUCUGCAUCAGCAAGUGGGAGGAGAUUGUGUUUGACAUGGUAGUGGGCAUAAUCUACAUCUUUUCCUGGUUUAAUGUCAAGGAAGGAAGGACAAGGUGUCGGCUUUUCAUCUAUUACCUGGUGAUCUUGGUGGAGAAUGCUGCUCUUAGUGCGUUGUGGUAUCUCUACCGUUCGCCUCACACCACUGACGCCUUUGCAGUUCCAGCACUCUGCGUCAUCUUCAGCAGUUUCCUCACUGGAGUGGUUUUCAUGCUCAUGUACUAUGCCUUUUUCCAUCCCAAUGGGCCACGCUUUGGACGCUCGCUGAGCAGCCAGGGCCUCAACCUGGACCCCACUGCUCAGUUCUCCACACUACCAUCAGAAGGUGCCACCAACUCAUUGCGCUCCAACAGAGGUGCCACCACAACUCUGGAGCGCGACACGGGGAAAUAUUCUGAGCGGGAUGGCUGCAUGCCAGUGUUUCAGGUCCGACCCACAGUGCCAUCCACUCCAUCAUCUCGUGCUCCACGCCUUGAAGAGACCGUUAUCAAGAUCGACCUUUGUAGGAAUCGCUACCCAGCCUGGGAGCGUCAUGUCCUCGACCGUAGUAUACGCAAGGCAAUCCUGGCCAUAGACUGCUCCCUGACUCCUCCACGACUGCAGUACAAAGAUGAUGCUCUGGUGCAGGAGAGGUUGGAAUAUGAGACCACUUUAUAG
Xiphias gladius (swordfish) is the source of this 1851-nucleotide messenger RNA. It is a transcript of the gene xkr4, whose product is annotated as XK related 4. Gene Ontology annotation, biological process: apoptotic process involved in development; phosphatidylserine exposure on apoptotic cell surface; engulfment of apoptotic cell. Lineage: Eukaryota; Metazoa; Chordata; Actinopteri; Istiophoriformes; Xiphiidae. Gene Ontology annotation, cellular component: plasma membrane. The record is from RefSeq and is a predicted model, not a curated record. The transcript is spliced from 4 exons. The coding region runs from base 1 to 1851 and encodes 616 amino acids.